AUGGCAGCACAAACAAACAAAGAUGGCGCGGAGGCCAUUGAGAUGGAGAAUCCACCAAUGACCCGACCGGCAGUGCUUGCCGAAAAGCUCCCAGAUGGAGAUGAAGCCCUUCAGAUUCUUCAGACUGAGUUCGUGGAAUAUAGCGCCGAGGAAGAAAGACGGCUGCGGUGGAAGAUUGACCUACGACUGGUUUCGGUCAUGUUGAUUGUGAACGGAAUUCAGUUUGUUGAUAAGUUGACUAUUAGCUAUGCGGCAACGUACGGCAUGAUCACCGAAGCCCACCUGAAGGGGCAAGAGUAUAGUCUGCUGAUCACUCUGUUCUACAUUGGUUAUCUUGUUGCCCAAUAUCCGACUAAUUACCUGAUGCAACGAUUCCCUACUGGCAAAUACCUGACUGUCAAUUUCAUCCUCUGGGGUAUCACGCUUGCUGCGACUGGAAGCGCCCGAAGCUUCGCAACACUAGCCCCUGCCCGAUUCUUCUUGGGAGUCUUCGAGUCCUGUCUCAACCCUGGCUUCGUUCUGAUUUCUUCAUCUUGGUGGAAGAGAGAAGAGCAGGCAGCUCGUAUCGGUCUUUGGUAUAGUGCGAACGGAUUGGCAUCAGUCCCGGCAGGUGUUCUUUUCUGGGCUAUCGCACACAUUAAUGUUGACAACAUCUUCCCCUAUCAAUGGAUGUUUAUCAUCUUCGGUGCCUUGACUGUCCUUGUGGGAGCCAGUCUGUGGUGGGUUCUCCCGGAUACUCCUCUCACAUGCCAAUGGCUCUCAGACCGAGAGCGAAUUAUUGCUGUCCAACGUCUCAAGGACAACCGGACCGGUGUCAAGAACAUCCACCACAAGAAGGAUCAGGUUAUCGAGACUCUCUCCGAUUACCGCGUGUGGAUGUUGCUGGUUGCUAUCUUCUGCCACAACAUGACCAACAGUCUGCAGACCAACUUCACCGGAAUCAUCAUCAAGGGUUUCGGAUACAACACUUAUCAGGCUGUGUUGCUUCAGAUCCCCGUUGGCGCUAUUAUGGCUGCCUCGAUGAUCCUCGUCGGCUUCUUCCUUUCAUCAAAGUGGGGACAAGGCAAGCAGAUCUUUACCAUCAUUGCCUGCUACAUUCCAGGAAUCAUUGCAUGCGGCAUCCUCUACGGUGUUCCCGUGAAGUCAUCUACUCUUAGCUCUCAUCUCGCCGCCAUUUUCCUGAUCCCGAUCGUUGCCGCAGCUGGAGGCAUGAUGUACUCGAUCCUCGCGGCCAACAUCGCAGGAUAUACCAAGAAGACCGUGACUGGCACACUGUUCUUCUCAGCCUAUUGUGUGGCAAAUAUUAUCUCGCCGCAAACUUUCCUCUCUCGGGAGGCACCCAAGUAUACGACUGGUGUCUUUGUCACCCUUGCGGCUUUUAUCAUCAACAUCAUCCUGUUCUCGGUCUUGUAUGUUGUCUAUUCGAGGGAAAAUGCCGCACGCAGACGCGAGAUUGAGGAAAGUGGGGAUAUGGAUGAUGUGAGCGAUUUAGCUAAUGCGUUCUCGGAUCUGACGGAUCGGCAGAACCGCCGGUUGAUCUACAAGGUUUGA
This is a messenger RNA of Penicillium cataractarum, 1551 nucleotides long. RefSeq lists its product as uncharacterized. The record is from RefSeq and is a predicted model, not a curated record. NCBI's taxonomy places the organism in Eukaryota, Fungi, Ascomycota, Eurotiomycetes, Eurotiales, Aspergillaceae. Gene Ontology annotation, cellular component: plasma membrane. Gene Ontology annotation, biological process: allantoate transport; dipeptide transport; tripeptide transport. The transcript has 5 exons. Gene Ontology annotation, molecular function: allantoate transmembrane transporter activity; dipeptide transmembrane transporter activity. The coding region runs from base 1 to 1551 and encodes 516 amino acids.